Molecule: messenger RNA, 660 nt
Organism: Glarea lozoyensis ATCC 20868
Lineage: Eukaryota; Fungi; Ascomycota; Leotiomycetes; Helotiales; Helotiaceae
Product: Cyclophilin-like protein
Exons: 5
Coding region: 1-660 (219 amino acids)
Biological process (GO): protein folding; protein peptidyl-prolyl isomerization
Molecular function (GO): peptidyl-prolyl cis-trans isomerase activity
Source: RefSeq, a predicted model, not a curated record
AUGACCAUUCAAACUUUCUUCGAUGUUACCUGGGAGGGUCCAGUUAUGGAUGCUCAAGGAAGACCAACCUCCAAGGUCCAAGGCAAGUUCUCCCCUCAGCUCUUACCCCUCCUACCAUUGGCAAUCGAGAGUCAUCAGCUUCAAUCACCACUUCAUCUUUGCCAUCAAUCAUUCAUCAAAUCAUUACCUCUGCGAGAGCAAUCCGGCCGCAUCACAUUCAACCUCUACGAUGACGUCGUCCCAAAGACUGCUGAGAACUUCCGUGCUCUCUGCACUGGUGAGAAGGGUUUCGGUUAUGCCAACUCUUCUUUCCACCGCAUCAUCCCUCAAUUCAUGCUUCAGGGUGGUGAUUUCACCCGUGGAAACGGUACCGGUGGUAAAUCCAUUUACGGUGAAAAGUUCGCCGAUGAGAACUUCAAGAGGACCCACACCAAGCCAGGACUUCUCUCUAUGGCCAACGCUGGACCAAAUACCAACGGUUCCCAAUUCUUCAUCACAACUGUUGUCACCAGCUGGCUCGAUGGCAAGCACGUCGUCUUCGGCGAGGUUGCUGAUGAGAGCUCCUUGAACAUCGUCAAGGCUCUCGAGGCCACUGGCUCUGGAAGUGGAAAGGUCCAAUACAACAAGAAGCCAACCAUCGUCAAGUCUGGUCAGUUGUAA